AUGCCUUCCGAGCCAUUGACCUGGUUCAUUACCGGAGCGACCUCUGGCUUCGGCUUCGCACUGUCCUUGCGUGCCCUACGCGCCGGUCACACGGUUUACUCAACUGUGCGGCGUCGCACGGGUGGUCGGUACGCCGACGCUGUCAAAACUAUCGAAGAAGCCGGUGGGAAGUGCGUUGAACUGGAUGUCAGUGAUUUGGACGCUGUCCCCAAAGUUAUCGGCAGUGUUCUGGAUGAAUGCCAAGGCAAGAUCGAUGUCCUCGUGAACAAUGCGGGCUACUCGCUACUAGGUCCCGUGGAGGACAUGAGUCUUGAGGAAACAAAACAUCAGAUGGAUACGAACUUUUUUGGGCCCCUCCUCCUCAUCCAAGCCGUGAUACCUCAUAUGCGGACCCGCCGCACCGGCACCAUAGUCAACGUAUCCAGUGUUACCGGAUUCCAUGCGCACCCCUCCUGCGGUCUCUACUCGGCGUCCAAGUUCGCGCUUGAAGGCCUUAGCGAAUCCCUCUCCCUUGAGCUCGCCCCGUUUGGCAUCAACGUCCUGCUCGUUGAACCCGGCGCUUUCCGCACCAACUUCCUCAAUUCCGGCGUGCACACCGAGAAAGCGCUUAGCUCGGCCUACGCUGAGGCAAACCACCCCCUUGCGAAGACGUACGAGCGGUUCAGACAAUACAAGGAGCAUGGGCCGCCCGGCGAUCCCGAGAAGGCGGCGCGGGUGAUGUACGAAACCAUUGUCGGCAAUUCCCAUGGCGAGGAAAAUGGUGAGGCGGGCGAGCUGAAAGGAAAAGUCCUGAGGCUAUUGCUGGGAAGUGAUGCGGUUAGUCGGAUGGAAUCGAAGAUAGGAAGUCUACAAAGCGAUUUGAAGACCAUGAGAGGUGUGGCGGUCACAACGGAUGCAGACGAUGCAAGGAAGUUCGUCUUGUGA
This is a messenger RNA of Lasiodiplodia theobromae, 924 nucleotides long. RefSeq names its product Mob1 family protein. Bases 1 to 924 code for a protein of 307 amino acids. The transcript is spliced from 3 exons. The record is from RefSeq and is a predicted model, not a curated record. Gene Ontology annotation, molecular function: oxidoreductase activity. Lineage: Eukaryota; Fungi; Ascomycota; Dothideomycetes; Botryosphaeriales; Botryosphaeriaceae.